AUGAGCGCCACUCAGCCCGGCUCCUCUGACCUGACCCGCGCGGCUCGUUAUGCUGUCCCCUUUGCGCUACUACUGAUUCCUGUCUGGAGGUCCCAAGUCAAUGCUGUCGUUCCAGAGCCCUAUCUCGAUGAGGUCUUCCACGUCCCUCAAGCUCAGGCGUAUUGGGCUCACAAGUGGACGCACUGGGAUCCGAAGAUAACAACUCCGCCGGGCCUGUAUAUCUGGUCGUACGUCCUUUGCGCCUGCGCCCUCGCACUCCGCGGCUCUCCGACGGAGCUCGACACGGAAGCUCUACGCACCACGAAUGUUGCUGCAACGUCUAUCUUUCUUCCCUGGAGACUGCAGAAAUUAUUGGAUACCUUGCGACGGGAGCUGAACACACGCCCGGCGGGGGCCAGGGUCAGCCAUACCGUGCUGAACAUCUGUCUUUUCCCGCCCAUUUUCUUCUUCUCGGGGCUUUACUAUACCGAUAUCUUGGCUCUUCUGGUGGUGGUUGAAGCUUACAACUGGGAUCUGAAACGCGCUUCUGGAAAGGGAUUCUCGCCUAUUAAAUCUCUUGCGUUUGUCGGGUGUGGAGUGGCUGCUCUUGCUUUCAGACAGACCAAUAUCUUCUGGGUCUCGGUGUUUUUGGGUGGGUUGCAGGUGAUACGGACAUUGCACCAGUCUUCCAAGACUUGUGGAUCUUUGAGUUUUGUCGAGAUUGUGAAAAGGGGCUUCCAAAAUGAGCUCUAUGAUCCUUUUGUGUCGGGGGCUUCCAUUGGAGACUAUUUCAAGGCAUCCGUAUCAUUAGCCACCACUGGACUGAAGAAUACCUUCCCUAUUCUUGUUUCUGUGAUUCCCUACCUGACCAUUCUGGCGGCCUUUGGUGGCUUUGUGCUCUGGAACAAUGGUGUCGUUUUGGGUCAUAAAGAAUUCCACACUGCGGGUAUCCAUCUGGCUCAGAUGCUUUAUAUUUGGCCUUAUUUCGCAUUCUUUUCUUGGCCCAUCCUUCUUCCUCCGGUUUUGAAUGUGCUUAUUCCAAGGAAAUACCUCCCCAAGUUCUUGGACUAUGGCUUCUCGGAUAAACAGAGACGUCUCCCUACAGUGCUGGCAGUCCUUCUCGUCAUCCCAGCUAUGCUGGCUGUUGUCCACUUCAACACUAUUGUCCACCCCUUUACCCUCGCUGAUAACCGCCAUUAUGUCUUUUACGCCUUCCGCAUUCUGCUCAGAUAUCACCCAGCCGUAAAAUACGCUGCUGUCCUAGUCUAUUUCAUCUGCGGUUGGGCAGUACUUUCGGCCUUUGGUUACACAGCUACCGGGAAAGUCCGUGAAGUCAUUCAGGUACCACAGAAACCGUCUGCUCAACAAGCCCCUAAAAAGAAGCAGUCAAAGGAAACUGUGAAAAAGCCAAAAACAGCCUCCAAGAAGGGGUCCUCCAAAAAGGCUAGCCAACCUCCCCCGCCUCAGCCCCAGCCUAUCUCUCCAGAGGCGCUUGCCAAAAUCAAGGCGCAUCUAAUUACACGUCAAAAGGAGCAGCAGGGAGGAAUUCGGGUUAGUUUUGUGCUUGUCUGGCUUGCUGCAACGGCCCUCUCCCUCGUCACUGCACCUUUGGUUGAGCCUCGAUACUUUAUCAUCCCAUGGGUCAUGUGGAGGCUACAUCUACCUCCACAGCCAACACCCGCUAUCUAUCGUCAACAGCGUCCUCGGGGUGACAAGGAGAUUCUCCGCGCAAAGCUGUCUACUAACUUCCCUCUGUUUUUGGAAACCGUGUGGUUCGUGGUUAUCAGCGCUGUGACAGGGUAUGUUUUCCUGUACAAAGGCUUUGAAUGGCCACAGGAACCAGGAAAGGUUCAGAGAUUUAUGUGGACGCAGACAUCAACAACGAUGGAUCGACCUGCGAAAAGAGCCAAAGUAUCGUCAGAUAGCCCAAAAAUCGAUGCAGAUGACUCUCCAUCAGCGACAAGUAAUGGUAAUGCGACCUUGGCAUCACUGCACAGGUCCAUUACUCCACCACUAUCACGCUCCCGACAGACCUCUCAUCAGCCUUCUGUCCAGAAAUCCCCUAAAAAUUAUUUAAAUCGGGAUGGCAAAAGUGCUGCAUCUUCUACGGUCCCGCAGCUGCUUCCAUCGCCAAUCCAACUCACCCACAUCCGAGAUCUGCCUGCGUCCUCGGGCAACAAUGUUGAUACUGUCCGACUACGGGAUAUCCUAGGGGAUCCGAUGAUUCGUGAAUGCUGGCAGUUUAAUUAUCUCUUUGACGUGGACUUUUUAAUGAAUCAGUUUGAUGAAGAUGUCAAGAAUUUGGUGCAGGUCAAGAUCGUGCAUGGAUCAUGGAAGAGAGAGGCGCCGAAUCGGAUUCAUAUUGAUGAAGCAUGCUCUCGAUAUCCAAAUACAGAGGCUGUGGUGGCUUACAUGCCCGAGCCAUUUGGUACCCAUCACUCCAAGAUGAUGAUUUUGCUUCGCCAUGAUAAUCUUGCACAAGUUAUCAUUCAUACGUCUAAUAUGAUCCCGAUGGAUUGGACAAAUAUGAGCCAAGCUGUCUGGCGUUCUCCUUUGCUGCCUUUACUGAAACAUACCGAUCCUCCAAAACAAGAUAUAACAAUUGGAAACGGUGCACGGUUCAAGAGGGAUCUAUUGUCAUACCUGAACGCUUACGGUAAUAGCAAGACAGGGCCCCUGAUUAGACAGCUUUCCAGUUACGAUUUUGGGGCUGUUCGUGCUGCGUUGAUAGCAAGCGUACCUUCGAAGCAAAAGAUCAACUCGAUGGACUCGCAAAAACACACCUUGUGGGGAUGGCCAGCUUUGAGAGAUAUUCUACGCCAUGUGCCGUUGAGUAAAAGCAAAGAUGCUGCUACACCACAUAUUGUGACACAGAUAUCCUCAAUCGCCUCACUUGGCCAGACUGAUAAAUGGCUCAAAGACGUCUUUUUUAAAUCUCUCGCUCCAAAUUGUCUCUUAAAAGCACCAGAACCAACCACCAAACCGAAAUACUCCAUUAUCUUCCCUACACCUGAUGAAAUCCGCCGGUCUCUGAACGGAUAUAGCUCCGGCGGGUCAAUCCACAUGAAACUGCAAAGUGCUCCGCAGCAGAAACAACUACAAUACAUGCGUCCUUAUCUGUGUCAUUGGGCGGGUGAUAGUAGCGACACGACUACGGGUAGCAGUAUUCCGGACCUGAAACGCGAGGCAGGUCGUCGUCGCGCUGCUCCACAUAUCAAAACGUAUAUCCGGUUCUCAGAUACGAAAACCAUGGACUCGAUUGACUGGGCGAUGGUUACGUCUUCUAACCUCUCCACGCAGGCGUGGGGAGCGGCUGUCAAUAAUAAUGGGGAGGUAAGAAUAUGCAGCUGGGAGAUUGGGGUUGUGGUCUGGCCGCAGCUAUUUGCUACAUCUGAGAACCAAGAGAUUGCGAUGGUCCCUUGCUUUAAACGAGAUACUCCUACUGUCUGCCACACUGAUGAGGACGGCGAUGGCGCAUCUACUUCUACUCUCAUCGGGUUCAGAAUGCCAUACGAUCUCCCCUUGACACCCUACAGCCCAGACGAUAUCCCAUGGUGCGCAACAGCCAACCACACCGAGCCCGACUGGCUAGGACAGACAUGGCUCGAAUAA
Molecule: messenger RNA, 3591 nt
Organism: Aspergillus wentii DTO 134E9
Lineage: Eukaryota; Fungi; Ascomycota; Eurotiomycetes; Eurotiales; Aspergillaceae
Gene: alg10
Product: dolichyl-P-Glc:Glc(2)Man(9)GlcNAc(2)-PP-dolichol alpha-1,2- glucosyltransferase
Exons: 7
Coding region: 1-3591 (1196 amino acids)
Biological process (GO): DNA repair; dolichol-linked oligosaccharide biosynthetic process; protein N-linked glycosylation
Cellular component (GO): endoplasmic reticulum; nucleus
Molecular function (GO): phosphoric diester hydrolase activity; dolichyl pyrophosphate Glc2Man9GlcNAc2 alpha-1,2-glucosyltransferase activity
Source: RefSeq, a predicted model, not a curated record